CAUACCACAGCUGACAUCCUCAAGAAACCUCCGUGUACGACAGUUUUCAAAUGUGUAUUUUUAAAAACAUAAUUUUAAUGCCAAUGAUCACUUAUUGUUAAACAUCCAGGUAUUAACAGGAUUAAUGAUAGGCGUCUUCAGUUUACACGCGCUGUGUGUAGCGGAGAGGAGGAUGCUCGGAUGAAGACGAGUAGCGCGGAGAGACUGUGAAGCAUCCGCAUCCCGACCAAUCAAAUAGACAAUAAAAGACAUGAUGGAGGGGCGAGACGAGUUUUUAUGCGGUGUUGUAGAGGGUUUUUACGGGAGGCCUUGGUCAGUGGAGCAAAGAAAGGUGCUUUUUCAAUGGAUGCAGAUUUGGGGUUUGAACACAUAUCUAUAUGGUCCUAAAGAUGAUCUGAAGCACAGGUUACUAUGGAGGGAGGUGUAUUCAGCAGAUGAAGAGGCUCAGUUGAAAGCUCUGGUUUGUGAAGCAGAGUUGAGGGGUCUGAGGUUUGUGUACGCUCUUUCCCCUGGACAGGACAUCGUCUUCUCCAGCCCUUGUGACCUCACACUACUUAAACGCAAACUUAGACAGGUGGCAGACCUGGGCUGUCAGGCUUUUGCCCUCCUUUUUGAUGACAUUGAUCACUCCAUGUGCCAGUCCGAUACUGAGGCCUUUUCCUCAUUUGCUCAUGCCCAGGUCUCCGUGGCCAAUGAGAUCUUCCAUUUCUUGGGGGAGCCACCAGUCUUCCUAUUCUGUCCAACCGAGUACUGUAGCUCUCUCUGCAUUCCUAGUGUCUCAAAGUCUCCAUAUCUGCUGACAAUUGGGGAGGACUUACUCCCUGGCAUCUCUAUCAUCUGGACCGGAAAUAAGGUGAUAUCAUGGGAACUUAGUGCUGAUUCACUAGCAGAGGUCCAAUCUGUGCUUCGGCGGCCUCCCCUUGUUUGGGACAACCUCCAUGCCAAUGAUUAUGACUCCCGACGUGUCUUCCUGGGGCCUUUUAAGGGUCGCCCCCGCGGACUGAGGGCCCAUCUCAGUGGUCUGCUUCUAAAUCCAAACUGCGAGUUUGAAGCCAACUUCAUCCCUCUGCACACUUUGGGGAGCUGGCAUAAAGAAGUGAAAGUGGAGGGGAAAGGUGAUGAAGAGGCCUAUAGUGUGGAGAGAGCUCUGUCAGCUGCUCUACAAGAUUGGAUGAAAGAACUCAGCCAUCCCCUACAGCCUGGACGUCAGGUGAGGCCAGUAGAUCUCAAGCAUUCAACACCCUCUGUUAAAUCGAAGUCCUCCGAUAGCUCAGAAAAUCAACAUGGAGCCCAGCCCAAAUCUCCCAUAACCUCCUCCCAGAGCUCAGGGGCCCUUGCUAGCAAUGAGAUCCCAGCAGACCCUGUUACGAGUCAGGAUCUGAAAGCUGCAGAGAAUCAGGUCUCCAGGAGCUCCAGCCAUGAAAAGACCUCAAGAAAGGGAUUGUGUUCUGGGAGGUCUCCUCUAAGUGAGGACCAGGUCCGACUGCUGGUUGGCCUGUACUACCUGCCGCAUGAACACGGGCCACCUGCUCAGAGUCUGCUGCAGGACCUGACGUGGCUUAAAGCCAACUGUCACUGCGUCAGUGUUAAUGGCAACGGCAAGAAGGCCUCACCGCAGAAGGUAGAGGAAUGGCGUGCCCGUGCAGGCCGGUUCCUGGCUUUGUGUGAUGAUGUGGCUUUACUGCACAGCACUGUAGUCAACAGCAUCAAUAGGGCUGUUCUCUACGACCUUUACCCUUACAUCUGGGACCUGAGAAACACCCUGCUGGUGGCCAAAGCUUUCAUCUGCUGGUUGGAGGGUCGUAUAAUGAGUGAAAGUUCUCCACUAGGCUCCUGGAAGAACUGCUUCCACUGGUGUGGAGCCUCCUCAGGGGCGGAGCUUCUUGGUGUGGAGGCAGAGCCAUGGGUAUUUAAAGGGGGGCUGUCAGGAGAGGUGCAGAUGCUUUUGCCUGUGGGGAACAGCAGUGAGUUAUUCAGCCACCCACCCCCUCUUUUUCCCACCUCUCGACUUUACAACAUACGGCCAUUCCAGCAAAAAGACAAGGUGGAGCUGUACCAAAUUCUACAUCAGUUGCACCAGGGGGGUAGAGAGGGCCAGGACGCUGCCAUCCCCCAUCCAGACUUUAUUGGGGACAGGUGUCUGGGUGCUUCUCUGGCCUUGUGCCCAGAGUACAGCUUAGUUCUGGAGGAUGAACUGGGUGUAUGUGGGUGUGCGUUGGGCAUUCUUGAUGUUCGUUCCUUUUCCAAACGAUUCCAGGCCACCUGGCUGCCCGCUAUGUGGGACAAAUAUCCUUCACGCUCUCACAGACCCAAUGGACAUACUGCAACAAAGGAGGCUCUGCUGUAUUUCCACGAAGAACAGGUCUACCCAGACUCCCUGCUGUAUCAUUUCCCAUCUCAGCUCAGGCUGGAGGCUCUUCCUGAACUGGUGGACUGCAGCGUUAGUCGAAGCCUCCUGACCGCCCUGCUGACUGCUCUAAAAGCUAACGGUUCACAAGGUGUAUUCUGCGAGGUCCAGCCCACAGAUGUAUUACGGAUAGAAUUUCUGACAAAACUCGGAUUUCUGGAGAUCCUUUGUGGAGAAGCACGGCCUAGAGAGGGUGUGGUUCUGGGGAGGCUGUUAUAAAUAAAUAUCCCAAACACACAAGAAUAAGUGGAAAAUAUAAAAUAAUUUUUAAAAUGAACUUUAAAUUUUGGGCAUGAAAAUAUGAAUGACAAUAUUUUAACAUGAAACAAUGUAUCUAAACAACUCCUUCAUACAGAGUCUAAAAUAUGGUAAAGAUUUGUCAUUUUACCAAAGGCUAUUUGGUCCAAACAAUUCAUUCAGGUAUCCAAACUUUUCCAGUGAAUGACAGAAAUUUGGCAUUAGACUUUAAAAAUAUAUAUUUUAUACUUUCAUGCCCCAUAGUCGCAUUGGACCUGGUGUAAACAGACCUUCAGGCUUCUUGGUCAGAGAUGGGGCUGUGAUUAAACAUACUGGACAAAAUGAGAGCUAAACAGUGAUCUGUUGUUUACAGCUUUAUCUUCACUAAUCAUCAUUCUGUUUGCUUUCUUACUACACCAUGCUUCUGGAGCUCUCCUAUUGGUUUACUGAAACCUUUAGCUCUGCCUUUUGGGUAAUUACAAUUUUUUUUUUUUUUUUAUAGACUGUUGUUACAGCUGUGGAUGGCUGUAGGAGCAAAAAGCACUCUUUCUCUUUUGUAUUCAGCACAGACACUUAAUCUUCCUUCCAGCCAGUCAUGGACACGUAAUAGUUCCUCCAAUGUACUCAAGCAGCCUUGAUCUCCACUCCUACAAGAUUGAUGAAUUAUUGUGCAUCUCACAGAGAUUUUUAUAGCUCUUCCAUUGAAUGGAAACACACUAACACACACACUAUAAUAAAAGGCAACAUUAUUGUUAGCUUAAGCCACUUUUUUUGUCCUUUCACUCAUGCAAACACACACACACAGGGUUGGGAGGGUUACUUUUGAAAUGUAUUCCCCUACAGAUUACAGAAUACAUGCUGUAAAAUGUAAUUUGUAACGUAUUCUGUUAGAUUACUCAAGGUCAGUAACGUAAUCUAUAUACUUUGGAUUACUUCUUCAGCACUGGUGUUUUUUUCACUAUAAAAACUCUGCCAGUACAGUAAGACAAAACACACGUUAAAAAUACAUUCUCUGAAAAACCUAAAUAUUUUAUACAGUGUUGUUUCUAAAACAAGAUUAAUCAAAUUGAUCUUGUUUUAAGGAUUUUUUUGAUAUGUUUACAGGAAAAUGAUACAAAAAUGAUAAAAAAUAUGAUUUUGCCCUAAUAUCAAAUGUCUUACUAGAAAAAAAGAAAUUAUGAUCCAACGUGAAUUUUCUCGAUAAAAAAUAUGAUCGUGCCUGGUAACGUGCAUGUAAAAUGGCUAGAAAUAGCAUUUUAGCUUAGCGUAAAGCUGACAAUUUACACAAGGUUUAUUUCUAUUUCUUCUGCUCCAGACUUACUUCAAACGUACUUCUCUGUCUGCUCGUAUGAAUGUAACACAUCAUAAGAAAGUGUUUCACCGCUGUUCAAAUGCACUUUGGAUCGCAUCAUUUAUAUGAAUAAAUGUUUUCUAUCUGAAAGGACUAAAUAUUAAAUGAAACAAAUGACAA
This is a messenger RNA of Myxocyprinus asiaticus (Chinese sucker), 4115 nucleotides long. Its product is annotated as protein O-GlcNAcase-like. NCBI's taxonomy places the organism in Eukaryota, Metazoa, Chordata, Actinopteri, Cypriniformes, Catostomidae. The transcript is spliced from 18 exons. Bases 251 to 2626 code for a protein of 791 amino acids. Gene Ontology annotation, biological process: glycoprotein metabolic process. Gene Ontology annotation, molecular function: beta-N-acetylglucosaminidase activity. The record is from RefSeq and is a predicted model, not a curated record.